AUGGAGCGCGAGCGCUUGCUCGUCCGCGACGGCGACCGGGACGGAUGGACGUCGACGUCGAUUGGCGUCGACCACGGCGUCGAGGGCGCGAGCGCGGACGUGGACGAGCGAGCCAACACCAUGGGCGGGUGGAAAAGACAUCGACGACGAACCACGGCGGUGGUCACCAGCGCCGUCGUCGCCGGUGCGUUGGUGUGUUACGGAACGGUGUUUUCAAUAUUCGAGCGCGGUUUCUUCGGCGCGAGCGAUCGAGGGACGCGCACGCGGAGAGAGUUCGGGGCGCUGAGCGUCCUGUCGUGGACGCCGCGCGACGGUUUUCGACGGGUGGGACGAGGCUCGGGAGGGUUGUUCAGAAAUGAAAUCGCGCGGAAUCAUCUGAUGCACACGAUUGAGAGGUACUAUCCGUCGAGGUUGACCAACGCAUCGGCGCCGUUCGAGGUGAACUUUAUCGUCGACGACUGCCCGCACACGCCGUGCGCGGAUCCGAGAUACAGGGCGAAACAUUGUCACGUCGAUCAGUGGGAGCCGAUAUUCGCCUUUGGAAGCGCGCCAAAGGAUGCGAGCGUGUUCCCCACCAUGGUAUCUUCCACGCUCGUGCCGCUGAUGUACUGCGUGGCUGCCGAGCAGUCGCUGGCCAAUGCGAGCUUUGUCGUGACGAGCGAAACGGAACCCGCGUGCGAUUUCCUAAAGUAUCCCGCGGUGAUCGAUAACAAACCAGAGUGCGAUGCGAAGAGCUCGAAGCGAGGAGAUUCGGCGUGCAGAUAUUUCGGUUUAUUCAAUCUGAACAUCAUGCCAAACAAAAGUGAUUAUGAGUGGGACAACUUGUUGAAGCGCGGAAUCUGGCGCGGCUCGGAUUACCCGCUGUACACGGGCUUUUGGCCCAACAAGAAAACCAACGGGCUCCGUUUCCAACAGCGACUUAUGCGUACGAACGCGAGCGAGACAACGAGGGAGAUUGAAGCCUUGCUCAAGGGUAGGGAAAUCGGCCCGAGGUUGCGCGCCGUGUUGAUGUCGAAACGGCAUCCGGAGAAACUCGACGCCAAGUUUUUCAACUGGGGAGGGGGAGGUCCCAGCCCUGGCCGAGACACGCUCGACUUCGUGGACACGAAUCACAUUGAGAUGGACACGUUCGCGAGGUACAAGUAUCAACUCGAUCUCGGCGGAGGCGGGGGUACGACGUGGAGCGGUUUGAUUCCGAAACUCUCCGUUCCGGGCGUGCUAUUCCAUCACGAGACGAUGAUGAAGGAUUCGUAUUUCGACACGCUCAAGCCAUACGUGCACUACUUACCUCUGAAGGAAGACCUCAGUAACUUUGACGAGCUCGCGGCGUGGGUGGAGGCGCAUCCGUCGGAGGCAAAGGCGAUUUCAGACGCGGCGACGGCGUGGGUCCAUGAAUUCAGAAAGCUUGCGAAUUUGCUCAGGUACAAUUACGAGGUGCUCGUGAAGCCGCUCGCGAGAGCGCUCGAUAGUAGCGGCGAGUUGCGGCCGAUCCCGUUCGAGAUCGCGCAUCCGGGAGUAUAA
Molecule: messenger RNA, 1521 nt
Organism: Ostreococcus tauri
Lineage: Eukaryota; Viridiplantae; Chlorophyta; Mamiellophyceae; Mamiellales; Bathycoccaceae
Product: Lipopolysaccharide-modifying protein
Exons: 1
Coding region: 1-1521 (506 amino acids)
Source: RefSeq, a predicted model, not a curated record